CGACCCCUGGGCGUGGCCCCGCACAGGUGUGUCUUGCUGCUCGGGUUUCACUGAAACUUCGGCUCUUGGAGGUGCGCGCCAGACCUUCCAGUUAGGGGCUGUGAGAGGGUGGUUUCUCUCCGCCUACCGAGUGGGACUGUGGAGUUUCCAGUGGCGGCGAAUGCCCAGUCCGCCCGGCGUGGGGGCUGCGGGAAGGAUGCGAAGUCUGAGCGCGGCUUGGCUACUGGGGGGAGCCAUCCUGCUGGCGGCCUGCGCCCCUGGAAGCUGUACCACCCCAGGAACCAAUAGAUCCUCUAAAGGGCGAAGUCUCAUCGGUAAGAUGAAUAGCUCAUCUCCUAUCACCGGGAAAGGAGUCUCAGUGGAACCAGGUUUUUCCGUGGAUGAGUUUUCUACCUCCGUCCUCACUGGAAAACUAACUACUGUCUUUCUUCCAAUUGUCUACACAAUCGUGUUUGUGGUUGGUCUGCCCAGCAAUGGCAUGGCCCUGUGGGUCUUCCUUUUCCGAACAAAGAAGAAGCACCCAGCUGUGGUGUACAUGGCCAAUCUGGCCCUGGCUGAUCUCCUCUCUGUUAUCUGGUUCCCUUUGAAGAUUGCCUAUCACAUACGUGGCAACCACUGGGCAUAUGGGGAAGCUCUUUGCAAGGUACUUAUUGGCUUUUUCUAUGGCAACAUGUACUGUUCCAUUCUCUUCAUGACCUGCCUCAGUGUGCAGAGGUAUUGGGUCAUUGUGAAUCCCAUGGUGCAUCCCAGGAGGAAGGCAAACAUCGCCAUUGGUGUCUCUCUGGGAAUAUGGCUGUUGAUUCUGCUGGUUACCAUCCCUUUGUAUGUCGUGAAGCAGACUACCUACAUUCCAGCCCUCAACAUCACAACCUGCCAUGAUGUUUUGCCUCAGGAAGUGUUGGUGGGGGACAUGUUCAAUUAUUUCCUCUCCCUGGCCAUCGGAGUCUUUAUGUUCCCAGCCUUCCUCACAGCCUCUGUCUAUGUGCUGAUGAUCAGAGCACUCCGAUCUUCUACCAUGGAUGAAAACUCCGAAAAGAAGAGGCAGAGAGCCGUCAAACUCAUCAUCACUGUCCUGGCCAUGUACCUGAUUUGCUUCACUCCUAGUAACCUUCUGCUUGUGGUGCAUUAUUUCCUGAUAAAAAACUGGAACCAGAGCCAUGUCUAUGCCCUGUAUAUUGUAGCCCUCUGCCUGUCCUCCCUCAACAGCUGCAUUGAUCCCUUUGUCUAUUACUUUGUUUCACAAGACUUCAGGGAUCAUGCAAAGAACGCUCUCCUUUGUCGAAGUGUCCGUACUGUAAAGCGGAUGCAGAUAUCCCUCACAUCAAAGAAAUUCUCUGGGAAAUCCAGCUCCUACUCUUCAAGUUCAACAAUCGUUAAAACCUCGUAUUGAGUUUUCCAGCCUCUCUGAUGGGAGUUUUAUGGUUUUGCAGUUUGCUUAAUGAUAUGGGGAUGUUUCUUGUUGUUUACCUAACUAAGUGGGUCUCAUUGCAUAUCCUGUAUAUGCAGCAGCUCUCAGGAUGGCUGGGAGCUUCACUGUUUGCACGAGGAAUGUCCCCCAGCUUAACACACACAGCAGUUUCAGAAUUCCUCUACUCAGGUGCUCCCAGGAGUAGAAUUGACAGAGCAGCCUUUUCAGAAGAUGGCGAAAAGGCAGAAUCUUAGUGAUUCUGAAAACUGGUGUUGGCAGGAAGACACAAUUGCUUACUGAAACUACAUUUCUUUUACAUCUGGGGUCAUUCACAGCCUUAUUAGAGCUUAAGAGCCCUCAGAGAUGAUCAGUACUAUUGACUGACUUUACAGAUGAGAGAACUAAAGAGGUGAUGGAAGCUCCCCAGAGUCAGUUUCCAGGCAAUGGCAGCGUGUUAGAUUGGACAGUAGAAUUAGAAUGUUCUUUGGGGUUCUUGUACCACUUCAUCAGAAUCAUUGUGAAUGCUGUUUAAAAAUGUGGACUUGGCAGACUCAGGAAUUCAAGUUCACAACCGGGGAACAGGGCCCAGGAGCCUGCAUUUUAACAAGCCUCUGCAUGAUGUUCAGGCACCCCAAGGUUUGGGGACACUGGUCUGGGUGUCACUGCUAGUUGACAAGGUGCUGCAGUAGUUUUUGAAGAGAAUCAAACAAUGCUUUGUGUCUCUUAGUUAUUCUUGUAACAAAAUCUGUUUGUUGUCUUACUGGGACUUUGUUAUUUCUUUAUUAAUCUGUUGAGCUUUUAUAUGUAUCAUAUUCAAGAAAAAUACAGGCAUACCUCAUUUUUUUGUGCCUUGCUUUAUUGUACUUCAUAGAUACUGUGUUUUUUACAGAUUGAAGAUUGUGGCAACCCAGAGUUGAACCAGUCUGUUGGUGCCAUUUUUCCUACAGUAUUUUCUCACUUCAUGUCUCUGCCACAUUUCAGUAAUUCUCAACAUAUUUCAGACUUUAUAUUCGCUGUCAUCUUUGAUCAGUGAUUCUGACUUUAAUUAUGAUUAUGAGCUAAAAGUGCACAUGAUGGUUAGCAUUUUUCAGCAGUGAUGUACUUUUUAAUUAAGGUAUGUGCAUUGCUUUUUUAGACAUAAUGCUGUUGCACACUUAGUAGAUAGUAUGAAUAUAACUUAUAUGGACCGGGAAACCAAAAAAUUCAUUUGACUUGCUUUAUUGUGAUAUUUGCCUUAUUACAGUGGUCACAACCCAAUUCCCAGUACCUCUGAGGUACAGCUGUACAAUGAGGAUUUUAAUUGUGGAAAUACUAAUUCUGUGUAGUGUCUUACUGACUUCAGCAAAGUACUCAGAGAUAGUCUGAGUAAUAGACCAUUUCACAACUACAAAUGACAUUUACCACUUAAUAUUUUUAGAAAUUAUUAUUGGACUAUUUGUCAGUUUUGUUCACUUGUUACCAGAUAUGAAAUUUUAAGGUCUUCACUGGGUUUGAACCAUAUCUGUUUGGAAAAGAAUGCUAAAGUGGAUAUGUACAAUAUAUUUAAGAGGUACUUAACUCCAAACUGGCUUUAUAACUGUUGUAUUAGUGACUGUAAAAAUUAUUAUACGGUUGAUUUAUGAAUAACAUGACUCAUUUCUGAGUUGUAUAUGGUU
Manis javanica (Malayan pangolin) is the source of this 3063-nucleotide messenger RNA. RefSeq names its product F2R like trypsin receptor 1 (gene F2RL1). Gene Ontology annotation, biological process: blood coagulation; phospholipase C-activating G protein-coupled receptor signaling pathway; thrombin-activated receptor signaling pathway. The record is from RefSeq and is a predicted model, not a curated record. Gene Ontology annotation, molecular function: thrombin-activated receptor activity. Gene Ontology annotation, cellular component: plasma membrane. Lineage: Eukaryota; Metazoa; Chordata; Mammalia; Pholidota; Manidae.